Messenger RNA from Prunus avium (sweet cherry), 647 nucleotides. The record is from RefSeq and is a predicted model, not a curated record. Lineage: Eukaryota; Viridiplantae; Streptophyta; Magnoliopsida; Rosales; Rosaceae.
UUUGCGACAUAAUGCCUAGCUUUGCAAAUUACUUAUCCAGCCUUACUUAUCACCUCAACAUUGCUCACUAUUUCCUUAUCUUCCUUUUCGCCUCCUCAUAUCAACACACUAGUAAACUCUCUUUUGGUGAUGCACUUCCAAGUGUGAAACCAUGCAUUGAUGAGGAGAGACGGGCUCUCCUUGCCUUCAAACAAAAUCUCACUGAUCCUUCUGGGAGGCUUUCUUCUUGGGUUGGUCAAGCUUGCUGUCAAUGGAAAGGAAUUUCAUGCAACAACAUCACCGGUCACGUUGAAAAGAUAGAUCUCCAAAAUACAUACACAUACACACUGUCUGUUUUUGAAGGAGAGUGGGAAGAGAUGGAGAAGUCUUCUUUGGGUGGUGAGAUAAAUCCUUCUUUACUUAGCUUGAAACUUUUGAGCCACCUAGAUCUAAGCAGGAACGCUUUUCAAGGGAUUCCCAUUCCCACAUUCUUCAGUCAGCUCAAAAGUUUGAGGUAUCUCAAUCUCUCAUAUGCUUCAUUUGGAGGAGAAAUUCCAGCACAUCUUGGUAACCUAUCAAACUUGAACUAUCUUGACCUAAAAGUGAAGAGUCUGACUAUUCUUCACUUGAACUACCUUCCAACAGCUUGAAUGGGCUUUCCAAUCUCU